Messenger RNA from Sphaerodactylus townsendi, 5801 nucleotides. RefSeq names its product spectrin beta, erythrocytic (gene SPTB). Gene Ontology annotation, molecular function: actin filament binding. Gene Ontology annotation, biological process: actin cytoskeleton organization. Gene Ontology annotation, cellular component: cortical actin cytoskeleton; plasma membrane; cell junction. NCBI's taxonomy places the organism in Eukaryota, Metazoa, Chordata, Lepidosauria, Squamata, Sphaerodactylidae. The transcript has 23 exons. The record is from RefSeq and is a predicted model, not a curated record. Bases 153 to 5246 code for a protein of 1697 amino acids.
CACCCAGCUUCUUGACCCAGAAGAUGUCUUCACGGAGAAUCCUGAUGAGAAAUCCAUCAUCACUUAUGUGGUUGCCUUCUACCACUAUUUUUCCAAGAUGAAAAGAGUGCUUGCCAAGCAGUAGAAGAGGAAAGAAGAGAGUUGCACAGGUAAUGGACCAUGCAAUGGAGACUGAGAAGAUGAUUGAUAAGUACGGUGGGCUGGCUUCUGACCUGCUGAUGUGGAUAGGACAGACUAUUUCCAGUCUCAACAGCCGCAAGUUCGCUAAUUCUCUGACAGGUGUGCAGCAGCAGCUCCAAUCCUUCAGCACAUAUCGCACAGUGGAAAAACCGCCCAAGUUUCAGGAGAAGGGGAAUCUGGAGGUCCUGCUGUUCACCAUCCAGUCAAGAAUGAGAGCCAACAACCAGAAAGUAUAUACUCCUCAUGAAGGCAAACUUGUAUCUGACAUCAACCGGGCCUGGGAGAAGCUGGAGAAGGCAGAACAUGGACGGGAGCUGGCACUGAGAAAUGAGCUUAUCAGACAGGAGAAGCUGGAGCAGUUGGCUCGACGCUUUGAUCGCAAGGCAGCAAUGCGGGAGACGUGGCUCAGUGAAAACCAGCGUCUUGUUGCACAGGAUAACUUUGGGAAUGACUUGCCAGCUGUGGAAGCAGCAAAGAAAAAGCAUGAAGCCAUUGAAACAGACACGGCUGCCUACAAGGAACGUGUCCAGGCGAUAGUGGAGGUGGCAAGGGAGUUAGAAAUGGAGAACUACCAUGACAUCAAGCGCAUCAAUGCUCGCAAGGACAACAUCCUGCGACUCUGGGAAUACCUGCUAGAGCUGCUACAAGCCCGACGUCAGAGGCUGGAGAUGAACUUUACACUGCAGAAGCUGUUCCAAGAUAUGUUGCAUAGCAUUGACUGGAUGGAUGAAAUGAAAAUUAAACUCUUAUCCCCUGAAUUUGGGAAGCAUCUAUUGGAAGUGGAAGACCUGCUUCAGAAGCAUCGAUUGAUGGAGGCUGACAUGGCCAUUCAGGCUGAAAAGGUCCAUGCUGUUAGCACAGCUGCCCUUAAAUUUGCCAAUGGAGAUGGUUAUCGGCCUUGUGACCCAAAGGUGAUACGAGAUCGUGUGAACCACUUGGAAAUGUGUCACCAAGAACUAAUGGCUUUGGCUGCCGAAAGAAAAGCUCACCUGGAGCAGUCCAGACGUCUUUGGAAGUUCUUUUGGGAAUUGGAUGAAGCUGAAAGCUGGAUCAAGGAGAAAGAACAGAUCUAUUCCUCCCUAGAUUAUGGAAAAGACCUGACCAGCAUUCUCAUCCUGCAGAGAAAGCACAAGGCCUUUGAGGAUGAGCUGCGUGGCCUGGGAACCCACUUGCAACAGACCAUCAGAGAGGGAGAAGCCAUGAUUGCUCAGAAGCAUUUUGGAGUGCCCAAAAUCCGUACUAGGAUUGAGGAAGUGAAAGCCCUUUGGGCCCAGCUGCAAGAACUGGCAGCUUUUCGCAAGAAGAACCUGCAGGAUGCUGAGAGCUUCUUCCAGUUCCAGGUGGAUGCAGAUGACCUUAUGACUUGGCUGCAGGAUGCUUAUCGCCUGGUGUCCAGUGAUGAUGUCGGGCAUGAUGAAUAUUCCACUCAAGCCCUUGUUAAAAAGCACAGGGACCUCAUAGAUGAAGUAGCAGAUAACAAGAGGGUCAUGGACAAUCUAAACAAGCAAGCCCAGAGUUUUCCCACUGAGUUUCGGGAUGUGCCAGGAUGUGAGAAUAGAUUGAAAGCCAUCCAGGCAAUGUACAAUGAGGUUGUAUCCCUGGCAGAUCUGCGCAGGCAGAAGUUGCAAGAUGCCCUAGAUCUCUACACAGUUUUCAGUGAGACGGAUGCGUGUGAACUUUGGAUGAGUGAGAAGGAGAAAUGGUUGGAACAAAUGGAGAUUCCUGAUACCCUGGAGGACCUGGAUGUUGUGCAGCACAGAUUUGAUAUUUUGGAGCAGGAAAUUAAUAACUUGGCUUCUCAGAUUGAAGGGGUCAGACGAGCUGCCAGUGGCCUAAUAGAAAGUGGGCACCCACGUAGUGGAAAAGUGAGACAGUGCCAAGAACAUCUGAAUGCCAGGUGGAAGGUUUUCCAGGAGAUGGUGGCUCAGAGGCGGAAAGCUGUGGACUUUGCCCUCAGUCUUCACAAUUAUUGUGUAGAUUGUGAAGAAACAAAGAAAUGGAUCCUUGAGAAAACCAAAGUCAUAGAAUCUACCCAGGACCUAGGUAAAAACUUGGCAGGUAUGAUUGCCAUGCAGAGGAAGUUAUACGGCAUUGAGCGUGACCUAGCAGCCAUCCAGGCCAGGCUUGCUGCCCUACAACAAGAAGCACAUCGACUUGCUGGAGAACAUCCUGACCUAGCUGAUGAUAUCUACCGUCGAUUGGCAGCUGUCACUGGUGUCUGGCAGGACCUGCAGGACACGUUGCAGAGCCAGGAGGCCUCUCUUGGAGAAGCUAGCAAGCUGCACAAGUUUUUGCAGGACUUAGAUGACUUCCAGGCAUGGCUAUUCAAGGCACAGAAGGGUGUAGCUUCAGAGGAGGUGCCCAACUCCUUGGUGGAAGCUGAGCACCUCCUGCAGCAACAUGUUGCUUUGAAAGAAGAGAUUGAUCAACACAAAGAUGAUUAUAGCAACGUCAAAGAGAUAGGGGAGAGGGUGACUCGUGGGCAAACAGAUGUGGAGUACCAACAGCUGGAGCAGAGGCUCCAGGGGAUGGACACAGGCUGGAAUGCCUUGUGUAAAAUGUGGGAUAGCAAGGAGAAAUUCCUCAACCAAUGUUUGGGCUUCCAGGAAUUUCUUAAAGAUGCAAAACAAGCAGAAAUUAUCCUUACCAAUCAGGACUUCACACUGGCUCACAUAGAGUCCCCAGACACCUUAGAAGCAUCAGAAGCUGCUAUCCGAAAAUAUGAAGAUUUCCUUGCUACCAUGGAAGCUAACGAGGAAAAAAUUACUGGACUGGUGGGCAGCGGGAACAAACUUGUGGCUGAAGGGAAUAUUUACUCUGAUAAAAUUAGGGAAAAGGUCCAGCUGAUUCAAGAGAGAUAUAGAACUAAUGUCACAAAAUCUCAGGAGGCAUAUGUGUUGUUAAAGAACAAUCAUGACCUGCAGAACUUUCUACAGAAUUGCCAGGAGCUCACUCUGUGGAUUGAUGAGAAAAUGCUCACAGCUCAAGACAUAUCCUAUGAUGAAGCGCGGAAUUUGCACAGCAAAUGGCUGAAGCACCAGGCUUUUAUGGCAGAGCUUGCUUCUCAUCAAGGAUGGUUAGAGAAGGUAGAUGAGGAAGGGCAGCUACUGGCAGAGAAGAAGCCCCAAUAUGCCAGUGCUGUUUCCAAGAAGCUAGUGGGACUGUAUGAGCUUUGGGAUAAGUUGCAGGCAACCACAGAAGAAAAGGCUCAGCACCUGUUUGAUGCCAACCGCUCUGACCUCUAUGCACAGAGCUAUGCUGACCUUGGUGCAUGGAUCAGCGAAAUGGAAGAGCAGCUUAAAUCUGAUGUCCAGGGGAAAGAUCUCACCAGUGUCAAUAUCCUGCUGAAGAACCUGAAACGCCUGGAUGACCAAGUAAGCGUGCGGAAGAGGGAGAUGGAAGAAUUGCUGUCUCAGGCUCCUCCAGCCAGAGGAGAAAUGCAUGAAGUGGAUGGCAAGCAUGAGGUUAUUGAGAGACGCUUCCAAGAUCUUCUGGAGCCACUGUGUCAAAGGAGGAAGGAGCUAGAAACAGCCAAGGCCAAGUACCAGUUGGACCGGGAUCUGGCAGACGAACAGCUAUGGGUGCAGGAACGUCUUCCCCUUGCUCAGUCUACUGACCAUGGCACAGACCUCCUGUCAGUACAGCUGCUUAUGAAGAAAAACCAGACUCUGCAGAAGGAAAUUGCUGGACAUGCCCCACGUAUUGAAGAUAUUCUUUGCAGAGGGGAAAGUAUGCUGGCCGGAGCAGAUGGGGAUGGAGACUUCAGGGAUAUUGAAGAGCGCCUUAAGCAGCUGAAGGACUCCUGGGGUACUUUACAAGAGGAAGCUUCAAAAAGAUUGCAGCGUCUGGAAGAAGCAAGUGAGGCUCAGCGAUAUUACCUGGAUGCGGGGGAAGCGGAAGCCUGGAUAAGUGAGCAGGAGCUCUACACGGUAACAGAUGAGAAGCCAAAGGAUGAAGAGAGUGGGAUUGUGAUGCUGAAAAGACAACUUCGACAGCAACGAUCAAUAGAAGACUAUGGAAAAAAUAUCAAGCAGCUGGCUGGCCGAGCUCAGAAGCUGCUCUCCAGUGGCCACCCAGAAGGGGAGCAGAUCAUCCGGUUGCAGGGGCAAGUAGACAAGCAGUAUGCAGGCUUGAAGGAUCUAGCUGAGGAACGCAAACAUAAGCUGGAGCACAUGUACCACCUCUUCCAGCUGAAGCGAGAAGUAGAUGACCUUGAGCAGUGGAUUGCAGAGAGAGAUGUAGUGGCAUCAUCCCAAGAGAUGGGGCAAGACCUUGACCAUGUCACUCUGCUGCGGGAAAAGUUUCGUGAUUUUGCCAGGGAAACAGGAAGCAUCGGGCAGGAGCGGGUGGACAAUGUCAAUCUCAUAAUUGAGCAGCUGAUUGAUGCUGGUCACCCGGAGGCUGCCACGAUUGCAGAAAUGAAGGAUAGUCUAAAUGAGAGCUGGGCUGAUCUACUGGAACUGAUCGACACCAGGAUGCAGCUGCUGGCUGCCUCCUAUGACCUGCACAAGUUCUUCUACGAUGGUGGUGAGAUCUUGGUUCUCAUCGAGGAGAAGCAAAAGGAGCUACCUGAGGAGUUAGGCCGGGAUGCCAACACAGCAGAGUCUUUUCACAGGCUGCACACAGCUUUUGAGCGUGAUAUCCACUUGCUGGGAGUGCAGGUUCAGCAUUUCCAAGAAGUAGGAGCACGUCUGCAAGCAGCCUAUGCUGGGGAAAAAGCCGUCGCUAUCCAGAAACAAGAGCAAGAGGUAGUGAAAGCUUGGAAGGCCUUGCUUGCAGCUUGCGAGGGACGGCGGGAUCAGCUGGUUGAUACAGCAGAGAAAUUCCGUUUCUUCAUCAUGGUCCGGGACCUGAUAUUUUGGAUGGAAAAUGUGAUACGGCAGAUCGAAACUCAGGAGAAGCCCAGGGAUGUUUCGUCUGUGGAACUUCUGAUGAAAUACCACCAGGGCAUUAAGUCGGAGAUAGACACCAGAGACAAAAGCUUUGUUACCUGCAUCGAUCUCGGCAAAACGUUGCUACAGCGCAAGCACCAUGCUAUGGCUGAGGCCAAACUCAUCAGAGUAUAAAGCUAGGAGAUUCAGAAUUGACCUCCAACUUCAGGGUGAUCUGUAGGAGUUCUAGGGCUAAACUUGAAAGGCAUGGGAAUAUCCUGGCCCCAGGUGAGACAUACACACCCUUGCACUAUUUGCAAUGGAUGCUAAUGAUCUCUGUGUGACAGGCUUAAGUCAUCAGAAAAUAAUGCCACACGCUUGAAAACUGGUCACCCCUCCCAGAAUGAUGGAAGUUGCAGUGCCAAAAAAGGGGGGGGGGGUUGAUUAGAACGCUAAGACAAGAUGCAAUAAGAAUACUGUCAUAUGCUUCUAAUAUGCAAAUAAUCCAACAUAGAAGGUUACUGGGUAACACAUUCUCAGCCAGUGUCAUUGUGAGGAUGAAAUGGAGGACAGGAGAACAGUACAGUUCAGGGCAGCUUGUGUUGAAUGAGAAAGGAGUGGAAAAGAGGGAAAUUAAGAAAAAGAAAGGGAAAGUUUAUUUUAUCUUGUUGCAACACACUACUGUUUACCUUGGUUUUGCAAGGUUAGUCUAGUGGAGGGCCUUUUACUCUUUUCAGCUUGCUUGUACCC